Molecule: messenger RNA, 693 nt
Organism: Vicia faba (fava bean)
Lineage: Eukaryota; Viridiplantae; Streptophyta; Magnoliopsida; Fabales; Fabaceae
Source: the annotation of a GenBank genome assembly
AUGGAAAGAAAGUGGUUCAAUUUAAUGUUGUUUAAUAGGGAUUUAGAAUAUAGGUGUGGUUUAAGUAACUCAAUAGAUAGUUUUGAUCCUAUUGAAAAUAACGGUGUAAAUGAAGACCCAUCUAUUUUAACUGAUGACCCAUCUAUUUUAACUGAUAUGGAUAAUGACAUUCAUAGUUGGAAGAACAAUAGUGAAAAUGAUAGUUACAGACAUGGUGAUUAUUUAGUAGAUUUACAUUUUGAUGAUAGUGACAACUACAAUGCCAAUAUCAGUGACUUGAAUAGUUACAUUUCCGAUGAUACAAAUGAUAGUGAUUUGUAUCAAAUAGAAAAUUAUAAUGAUACAAAUGAUAGUGAUUUGUAUCAAAUAGAAAAUUCUAAUGGUACAAAUGAUAGUGAUUUGUAUCAAAUAGAAAAUUCUAAUGAUACAAAUGAUAGUGAUUUUACUCCAAUAGAAAAUUCUAAUGAUACAAAUGAUAGUAAUUUUACUCCAAUAGAAAAUUCUAAUGAUACAAAUGAUAGUGAUUUUACUCCAAUAGAAUAUUCUAAUGAUACAAAUAAUAGUAAAUUUACUCCAAUACAAUAUCCUGAUGAUCCAAAAGAUACUUCUUAUACUCAACAAUUUAAGCAUUUAUGGGUUCAAUGUGAAAGUUGCUUUGGACUAAAUUAUAAGAAAUUUUUAAAUCCAAAAUGA